Molecule: messenger RNA, 2859 nt
Organism: Colossoma macropomum (tambaqui)
Lineage: Eukaryota; Metazoa; Chordata; Actinopteri; Characiformes; Serrasalmidae
Gene: pcdh8.1
Product: protocadherin 8
Exons: 4
Coding region: 1-2859 (952 amino acids)
Biological process (GO): homophilic cell-cell adhesion
Cellular component (GO): plasma membrane
Molecular function (GO): calcium ion binding
Source: RefSeq, a predicted model, not a curated record
AUGAAUCUGAUACCCAGCUUGCUGCUAUUCGCCUGCAAAGUUUUGGUAGUUUUCUGCACCACAGCCAAGUACAGCACGUUUGAGGAGGAUGCUGCAGGCACAGAGAUCGGAAACCUGGCCUUGGACCUGAGGCUGGACCCAGGAGAAGAUCCAGAGACGUCCUUCCGGUUCAUGCAGAAGAACAACCAGUCUGUGAUCAACAUGAGGCCGACCGAUGGCCUGCUGACGGUGGGGGAGAUCAUAGAUAGAGAGCGGCUGUGCCUCCGGACCUCCCCCUGCCUCAUCACCUUCGACGUGGUGGCCUUCUCCAAGGAGAAGUUUCACCUUGUGCAUGUGGAGAUCGAGGUGAAGGACGUGAACGACCAUGCGCCCCGCUUCCCACGCAACGAGACCAGAGUAGAGGUCUUGGAAAGUGCCAGUGUGGGCACGCGAAUUCCGCUGGAUGUUGCUGUGGACCAGGACGUGGGGGACAACUACAUCCAGAGCUACCACAUCUCCCACUCCAGCCACUUCAUCAUUGACACACGGACACGGGACGAUGGCAUCAGGCACGCUGAACUGGUGCUGGUGAAGAAGUUGGAUCGCGAGCUGGAUGACAGCUACAUCCUGGAUGUCACAGCGACAGACGGUGGAACUCCACCCAAGUCAGGCUCUAUGACUGUUUAUAUGAGAGUGUUGGACUGCAAUGACAACAGCCCCACCUUCGAGCACAGCUCCCUGAAAGUGGAGCUGUCUGAGGACUCAGCGAUCGACGUCCGGGUACUGAAGGUGCACGCCUUCGACCCAGACGAUGGCCUAAAUGGACAGGUGGUGUAUGGGUUUGCAGGAGGUCCUUCGUCUGAGGCUGCUAGGGUUUUCCACAUCGACUCCGCCACGGGGGAGGUGACCCUCCAGGAGAAAGUAGACUAUGAAAAACAGAGGACUUACGAGCUUCAAAUCGAGGCCUCGGACCUGGGUGAGAACUCGGCCUCAUCCACCUGUAGGGUUGUGGUGGAUAUUGUGGACAUCAACGACAAUGCUCCGGAGAUUUCCAUCAAGCCCAUGACGUCCACAAGUGAUGGCGUGGCCUACAUCACAGAGGCGGCAGCACAAGAGAGCUUUGUGGCUCUCAUCAGCACCACGGAUCGUGACUCAGGACCCAACGGCUAUGUCCGCACGAGCUUGCAAGGGCACCAGCACUUCAGGUUGCAGCAGGCCUACGGGGACACGUUCAUGAUCGUGACCACUGCAGCCUUGGACAGGGAGCAGAUCGCAGAGUACAAUCUCACGAUAGUUGCAGAGGACUUGGGGUCACCACCUUUUAAAACAGUCAAGCAAUACACAAUUCGAAUAAGUGACGAGAAUGACAACGCGCCUCAGUUUAGUCAGACAGUUUAUGACAUUUCCGUGUCAGAAAAUAACAUUCCAGGCUCAUAUAUAACCACGGUAUCAGCACGUGAUCUUGAUGCUGGGAAAAAUGGGAAAGUGCUAUAUAGUCUCGUUGAUGGACAAGUACUGGACGACUCGCCUUUCUCAACAUUUGUCUCGAUAGACCCUCUUUCAGGAUCUUUGUUCAGCCUGAGGUCCUUCGAUUUCGAAUCUCUGAGGGAAAUAGAGUUCUCUGUUCAAGCUAGCGACAAAGGUUCCCCGCCUUUGUCCAGCGUCUCUUUAGUCCGAAUCCGAGUUGUGGAUGAAAAUGACAACUUUCCCUAUUUUACCUACCCUGAAUUCAAAAAUGAUUCUGCUGAUGUCCCACUGCCAUCUAACUCUCCCUCCGGAUUCCUCGCCCUGCGGGUCGCCGCCCAAGACGAGGACGACGGCGCCAACGGUGAGGUCACCUUCCGGAUUGUGGAGGGCGACAAGAAACUCUUUUCCAUCGACAAAAAGAGUGGGGCGAUUGUUCUGAGACAAAAGAUCACUGCUGCCUGCGGCGACACACUGCAAAUCAAAGUAUCUGUUUCCGAUAACGGAAAAGCUCCUCUCUCCAGCACCGCCACCAUCAGGUUCAUCAUUACAGACACAGCCUCUCCUGAAGAACAGGUGCUCAUCCUGCUAAACUCUAAAGAUGAAGAGUGUUUUGAUGCCUGGACAGUGGUCUUUCUCGCUCUUGCUGGGGGCUGCGCUCUGCUGCUGGUAGCAAUCGCUAUUGUUACAGUGGCAUGUAAACUCUGUCAGAGGAAAGGCCGCAGUACUCAGAGGAACACCGCCUGCGGUUUGUAUGGAUCGACCCCUUUUUCGAUGCACUCCGCAGCGAACGCAGGAGCGUAUGGCGGGACGAGAGUUUUUCUCAACAACGAGCGCGAUGUGGCUCGCGAGUGCUUGUAUGAAGAUAAGAGCCUUGGCUCUGAAGAGAAGCUGUUCCUGCCCUGCAAACCUUUCCAACAAACAAAUCUAUGGCAAGAUGAGAAGUACUGUCUACAAAAAAGUGGCACCAGCAACACGGACCAGCUGAGCAUGAAGGACAGCGGCAAAGGGGACAGCGAUUUCAACGACAGCGAUUCAGACAUCAGCGGAGAAGGGCUUAAAAGGAACCUCACUACCUUCCAGCCGUGGGUCAAAGGUUCCUUUGUGGCGCACGAGUCCCCGGUGGCCGACUGGCAGGGGAGAUACGGAGGUUCAUCUUCUGGGGACGUUUAUACAAUAAGCUUCUCCCAGUCGCUCGUUCAUAAUAAAACUCAUGCUAAUCCUCAUUCCUGGAAAGAGUCCUGCUACGGCACCAGCACUCUGAAAGCGAGGAACUCGGCCUUGACGUACUUGAGGACGGAAGCCUUGCCAUCGUAUGCGGCCCAUCAAGCGGCUGCCGGCAUCGACCAGCGGCUCGAACUCAAUCCAGAUGGGUUAGCGAACUCGACCGUGUCUGAAAUUGCGACUACCUUUUAA